UGUCGAGGAAAAAAAUGGUUAAUUACGGAUGAGUUUGCGGCCGAGGUGUCGGCCGAGCACAAGGCCCAUUCUGAACCCCGGGCGGGGAAUUUCUUUGUUGAACACCAGCCGGCUAACGGGCUAACGAGCGCACAUCCAGAUCAUCGCGGCGGGUUGCUGCCUCGAGUAAAAUCUGCUCUCCCCGUCAAAAUGCCACCGCUGUAUGCCCGGAGGAGGGUCUCAUCUAGGCUGGGGGCUGCUCGUACCGUCGCGGAUGGACGGGGACAGUACCACCACCGAUACCUCACAGUUGGGUAUAACGGGCGAUUAUAUUUCCGGAGGGCACUAUGUGCUGCAAACUCAAGAAGAUGAUGGUGAAGAAAGUCUGCAUGACCAUGAGGAUGGAAAUGGUUCCAAAGACAAUCUCAGAGAGCAGGAUAUAUAUCUACCCAUUGCUAAUGUAGCUCGCAUCAUGAAAAAUGCCAUCCCACAGACUGGAAAGAUAGCAAAAGAUGCAAAAGAAUGCGUGCAAGAAUGUGUGAGCGAGUUCAUUAGCUUCAUCACGUCAGAAGCCAGUGAGCGAUGUCAUCAGGAGAAACGCAAAACCAUCAACGGCGAGGACAUUUUGUUUGCCAUGUCCACACUUGGCUUCGAUAUGUACGUGGAACCUCUCAAACUCUACCUACAGAAGUUCAGAGAGGCAAUGAAGGGUGAGAAGGGUAUUGCAGGUGUGGCAGGUGCGGAAGGCCUGUCUGAGGAACUUACAGAAGACACUUUCACAAAUCCAUUGCCUGCAGGGCUGAUCACAGCUGAUGGUCAACAGCAGAAUGUCAUGGUUUACACCACCUCAUACCAACAGAUCCCUGGUGUUCAACAAAUCCAAUUCUCAUGACCUGGUUCAUCAGGAGACCAUAAGGCCUCUGACCUGUUCAAGGAUAAAUUGGCCUCUUGCCUUCUAAGACUUCACAGGCAGUUUUGGAAGUUGAUUGAUUAGGAGAGCAGGUUAAAGUUGAACCUGCUGGUAGAGCUUGAAUUUGUAAAUUUGCUUAGUGAUGUCUGUAAUUCAUGAAGUAAUCAUUUGUUACAAUUAUAAUACUUAUUCAUUUUAAGCAGUCUCCGAGGUCCCAUCCUCAGAGGGAAGACUGCCAUAGCUUUUCCCUUCCUUAUAUUUGUUAGAGGUUUUUAAAGGGGGAGGGGGGGGUAGCAGGACAGGGCAAAUGGAAUUACUACAUGUACACAAUAAAGGGAUUCUCAUUUAA
Electrophorus electricus (electric eel) is the source of this 1238-nucleotide messenger RNA. The record is from RefSeq and is a predicted model, not a curated record. Lineage: Eukaryota; Metazoa; Chordata; Actinopteri; Gymnotiformes; Gymnotidae.